Messenger RNA from Knipowitschia caucasica, 3237 nucleotides. NCBI's taxonomy places the organism in Eukaryota, Metazoa, Chordata, Actinopteri, Gobiiformes, Gobiidae. The record is from the annotation of a GenBank genome assembly.
AUGAGUCACUUCCUGCUGCUCCUCGCCGUGACUUCUGCCCUCUGCCGUCACGGAGUGGGUCAAAGGUCACAUGCACAAAACUCCAUUAAAGUGAUGAUCUCUGAAGGAUGUGUUGCUCUGGGAGAAGCUGCUGACGCAGACGCUGGAGGUAAUGAGCUGUCCUUGUCUCCUGGUGCUCCUCUGGUUCUGACCCACCACAUCCGCCUGGUCCCCUCUUCUCCUGACUCUGGUCCGGUCUCUGGAUCAUGUGAUUGUGUCUCGGACCUCGACUCCCUCCGUGAGCGCGUAGAACGGCUUGAGCGUGAGCUUUCUGCGCUGAGGCAGAAGUGUGGCGACCCAGAGGCAAACGGCGGCUGCACGUCCAGAGAAAGUAAAGGUGCGGGCUGCUCCGUGUCUCCAGACCCUGUGUCCCCCGUGUCUCUGUGCCCCAGUGACUGCAGUGACCAGGGCCGCUGUGUGGACGGGAAGUGCGUGUGCUUCAGUGGCUUCAGAGGGUCGGACUGCUCUGAGGAGACGUGUUCUCCCCCGUGUGGCCAGAGGGGGCGCUGUAUGGACGGCCAGUGCGUGUGCGAGCCGGGCUUCAGCGGAGCGGACUGCUCUAUGGCCUCCUGCGACUGCGGCGGGCGCGGCGUGUGCGUGGACGCGCAGUGUGUGUGCGACAGCGGCUUUACAGGGGAAAGCUGUGCAGAGCUGGCGUGUCCGCGUGGCUGCAGCCAGAGGGGGCGCUGUGUGGACGGUGUCUGCGUCUGCGACUCAGGCUUCAGCGGAGCAGACUGUGGCACCGGAGGAUGUAGUUCUGACUGCGGCCAGAGGGGACGCUGUGUGCAGGGAAAAUGCGUGUGUCAGAGCGGCUUCACAGGAGAUGAGUGCGAGCGCUGCGGCGAGGGAUACGGUGGAAAGAAUUGUGACAUGGCGAACCACACGGUGAUGGAGGAGGACCAGACAGUGAUGUCGUCGGUGGAGCAGCUCCGCACCAUAGACCUCACCCAGUCCUCAGUCUCUGUGGUCUGGACCCAGCCUCGGGUCCAGUAUGAGUCCUACGGCCUUGUCUUCACGAGCCAGAAGGAUGGCUCUCAGGUCCAGGCUCAGGUUCCUGGCCCGCUCUCCUCCUUCAGGCAGACCGGACUUGCCCCUGCGCAGACCUACUCCAUCACCGUCACUGGGGCAACGGGAGACAGCAGAGGGGCCCCGAGCUCUACCUCCUUCACCACAUUGCCUGCCCCCCCCUCAGACCUGCGUGUAGUGAAGACCUCCUCUUCCUCUGCUGUCAUCCAAUGGGAGCCCUCGCCCUCCGCCAUAGACCGCUACCGGCUCAGCGUCUCCCCUGGCGACGGAACGGAAGGGCGUGGCCAAGACCUGACAUUUGACCCUGGCACCAGCUCCGCCCACAUCACGCAGCUGAGGGCGGGGCUUCGCUAUGACAUCACACUGGUGGCAGAGAGUGGGCAGAGCCACAGCGCACCACUCACCACUCACGCUACGCCUGGGCCGACAAACGCUUUGGUCCCAGCUCUGACUCUGCAACGCUCUGACAGUGACAAACUCCCAUUCGAAAACAACUUGAGAAAUACAAAACAGCCUGAAUCAAUCGUACCUAAACUCAACAUUACAAAGAAAGUGUUUGAAAACGGGGGGCCGGGAGAAUCCCAGAGGCUGGACGGAAUCUUCUCAGAGUCAGAUUUUAAGGUCACAGUUCUGGGGGAAGGCUCCGAAGUUCUGUCCCGGCUUCAAAAACUGGUCAUAAGCACAGGUCCGGAGCCGCCCUCAGAUCUGCGCUUCAGUCAUGUGACCGAUAACUCCGUCACCGUGUCCUGGACCAGACCUCAGUCCAUGGUGUCUGGGUUCAAACUCACAUAUACACACACAGAGGAAGGUGAGCCGGUGUCCGUUGCUCUGGACCAGGGGAACUCCUCCAUAGACCUGGCUCGUCUGGCCCCUGGCUCCUCGUAUGAGGUCAGUGUGAUGUCAGUGCUGGGUCUAGACGAGAGUGACGAGAUCUCCAAGACUCUGCACACGCUGCCGGAUCCUCCCACAGACCUGAGGGCCGUGAACGUGUCGCACGCUGGGGCUCUGCUGCUGUGGCGCCCCUCUCUGACAAACGUGGAGAAGUACACCAUUGUCUACGGCUCAGGCACAGGGUCUGAGGUCAGAGUCAGCGUCUCCGGAAACUCCGCUCAGAAAGAACUGAGCAAUCUGCAGCCGUCCACUUCCUACAGCGUCACCAUCAGCAGCGAGAGAAGAGGACGAGAGAGCAGAGAGGACAGGACCAGCUUUACUACCACAAGCACCAGCACAUUAACCACCACAGAAUCUGUGUCGCUUGGAGCCAGAAACCUCAGAGCAUCACACGUCACACCCCGCACUGCCAUGCUGUCAUGGAAACCACCAUCCAGGCCCGUGAUUGGAUACAAGCUGACCUAUCACACGGAGGGACACAAGCAGGAGGUCUCACUCGGAGCCACAGUGACACAGCUGAACCUCACGCGCCUGAUCCCUGGAGAAGAGUACACGGCCCAGCUGCAGACAGAGGGAGAAGAGGUCCUGUCCACCUCCUUCACCACCGGCUCCCUGCGCUUCCCCUUCCCCGCAGACUGUUCAGAGGAACAGUUGAAUGGUCUGAGUGUCUCUGGCCUUGUGGACAUUUACCCUAUGGGCCGAAAGGGGGCCGCACUGAGCGUGUGGUGUGACAUGGACACGGACGGCGGUGGCUGGACGGUAUUCCAGCGCAGGCAGGACGGCUCUGUGGACUUCUUCAGGUCGUGGAGAGAGUACGUCCAAGGCUUCGGGGAACCAGCAGGAGAGUUCUGGCUUGGUCUGGAGGCGCUGCACAAUCUCACCACCAGGGGCAGUAUGAUGCUCAGAGUGGACCUUAGGGACCGACAGGACACUGUCUUUGCUCAGUAUUCCACCUUUGAGGUUUCCAAGAGGAACUACCGCCUCACAGUGGGAGGGUACAGCGGGACGGCAGGAGACUCAAUGUCGUACCACAGUGGGCGGAUCUUCACGACCAAAGACCGAGACCCUGCCUCCUUCAUCACACGCUGCGCCAUGUCGUACCGCGGAGGCUGGUGGUACAAGAACUGUCACGAGGCCAACCUGAAUGGACUGUAUGGGACCAACUCCAAACACCAGGGUGUGAUCUGGAUGUCGUGGAAGGGCAAAGAGACGUCCAUUCCGUUCACAGAGAUGAAGAUGAGACCCACGGACUAUCUGCCAAACACCAACAACAGAGCGUGA